Molecule: messenger RNA, 363 nt
Organism: Eimeria mitis
Lineage: Eukaryota; Apicomplexa; Conoidasida; Eucoccidiorida; Eimeriidae
Exons: 2
Coding region: 1-363 (120 amino acids)
Source: RefSeq, a predicted model, not a curated record
AUGACCAGCAGCAGCAGCACCGGCACCUGUAGCAGCAGCAGCAGCAAGAACAGCAGCACCACCAGCACCAGCACCAGCACCAGCACCAGCGCCAGCACCAACACCAGCACCAACACCAACACAAGCAGCAGCAGCAGCACCGGCAGCAGCAGCAGCAGCAGCAGCAGCAGAGCUGCCCGCAUUCAGCAGCAGCAGCAGCAGCAGCAGCAGCAGCAGAAGCAGCAGCAGGAGGUGGAGGAGGAGCAUCUUCUCCUGGAGGCAUUUCUUUUGCAGCUGGCAGCAGCAGCAGCAGCUCUGCUGCAGCAGCAGCAGCAGCAGCAGCAGGAGCAGCAGCAGGAGAAGGGGGGCGAGGCCCAAUGCUAG